Molecule: messenger RNA, 3994 nt
Organism: Anopheles darlingi
Lineage: Eukaryota; Metazoa; Arthropoda; Insecta; Diptera; Culicidae
Gene: S6k
Product: serine/threonine-protein kinase fray2
Exons: 15
Coding region: 854-3913 (1019 amino acids)
Biological process (GO): cilium movement involved in cell motility; protein phosphorylation
Molecular function (GO): ATP binding; protein serine/threonine kinase activity
Source: RefSeq, a predicted model, not a curated record
CAGUUUUCCGAAUUAUCCGCGCGUUUCGAAGGGUUUAGCGAGAAAAAGGUGGUUGAAAUCGAUUCUCGUGGUGUGUUUUUGUACCCCCAUCUCCCAUUUUUGACCUGCAAUUAUCUUCUUCUCUUUACCCAAUUUAAUCCUCCCUCGUAAACUUACGCACGCACUCACGCAUACACACGCACACACCACGCUCGAAAAUAAACCAACACACACGGACGUACGGGCGCGCGCACAGUCGCAAAAAGUGGCAGGCAGUAAUUCGAACGCUUGUCGCGGAAAUUCCUGCCAAGCCAGCAAAAGUGCGUCGUCAGAUUCCUAUCGAAUGUGCUCGCUAAUCGAUUCCGAAACGCCCGCAAACACGACCCCUAUUGUUUUUGGACCUUUUUCGGCCACCGCGCACACCAAUCGGCGAAUGUAAACACGGUCGCGGUGACAGCAGCGACGGCUCGCGCGGUUUUCCUGUUACAUUUUGUGCUGGUCUCGCCUCGAGUCGAGACCUCCGUGCGUGCGGGAUUCGGAUCCCGGAUCUGGUUGCGAGCGACGCGUAUGGACUGCAAACCCCUGCUGCCGAGUCGUGAAAGUGCCAAAACCGAGUGAAACCUGAGUAUUCGACGUAUUUUUCAGCCUUUUUUUUCAAAAUCUGCAGCUUUAACAGUGCAAAGUGAGUGUGAGUGUAAAUCAAGUGUAAUCCAGAUAAGGCGCGAGUGGAAAGGUGCACGGUCCUGAGGUUGGCACCGCGACGGGUGUGUGUUUUGUGUGCAGCAGCUACACGCUUUAUCAACAAUCGGGCAAAGAUUGGUGGUUCUAACUAGUGGCACCGUGCGCGCGACUACCAUAACAGACGGCCGUCAGGAUGGCGGGGGUCUUCGAUUUGGAGCUCCACGACGAGGAUAACGUGCAUGAUUCGGAUGACGACAUCAUCGAAAUUGACAACGAGGUUGACUUUGAGGCGGAACUUCACAUAAAUUCAAAUCUAGAAACGGAAGAUUCAGAAACGAUACCCUUGUCAGAGGACAUAAUAAAUCCGGGCCGGAUAAAACUGGGACCUCAGGAUUUUGAGCUAAAGAAGGUGCUGGGUAAAGGUGGCUAUGGCAAAGUCUUCCAAGUGCGCAAAACGACUGGUGCUGAUGCGAACUCAUUUUUCGCCAUGAAGGUGCUGAAGAAGGCGUCAAUAGUUAGAAAUCAAAAAGACACCGCACACACGCGUGCCGAACGUAGCAUCCUGGAAGCCGUGCGGCAUCCAUUCAUCGUAGAACUAGUGUACGCCUUCCAGACCGGUGGCAAGCUGUAUUUAAUCCUAGAAUAUUUGAGCGGCGGUGAGCUGUUUAUGCAUUUAGAACGCGAAGGCAUCUUCCUGGAGGACACCGCAUGCUUUUAUCUGUGCGAAAUCAUUCUGGCACUGGAGCAUUUGCACAAUCUCGGUAUCAUCUAUCGCGAUCUGAAGCCGGAGAACGUGCUGCUCGAUGCACAAGGACACGUUAAGCUGACAGACUUCGGGCUCUGUAAGGAACACAUCAAGGAAGGUAUCGUAACGCACACCUUUUGCGGUACGAUCGAGUAUAUGGCACCAGAAAUUCUAAUGCGCAGUGGUCACGGUAAAGCAGUGGACUGGUGGUCGCUGGGUGCACUCAUGUACGAUAUGCUAACAGGAAUGCCCCCGUUCUGUGCUGACAAUCGAAAGAAGACGGUCGAUGCUAUCCUGAAGGAUAAGCUCAACAUACCGGGCUACCUGACGCCCGAUUCGCGUGAUCUGAUACGAAGGUUGAUGAAGCGACAAGUCGGCCAACGGCUAGGCAGUGGCGCCAGCGAUGGCCAAGCGGUACGCGAACAUCCUUUCUUCAAGAACGUUAAUUGGGAGGACGUAUUAGCGCGAAGAUUGGAUCCUCCCAUUAAACCUGUGCUGGCUAGCGAAGAUGAUGUAUCCCAGUUUGACACCAAGUUUACAAAAGAAAUUCCGGUGGAUUCGCCGGACGAGACAACGCUGAGCGAAAGUGCAAACCUUAUCUUCCAGGGUUUCACUUACGUUGCGCCGUCGGUAUUGGAGGAUAUGCAGACGCGUGUAACGACGCCACGAUCGCCACGCCGGAUGCCUCGCCACCUCCAUCAUCACCACGGCCAUCAUAUUCAUCACCAUCAUCACAAUCACCAUCUCGGUGAUGGAUCGAUGGGAGGAGCGAGCGUUGGUGCACCUGGCUCCAGCACUGCGACAGCCCCUGGUGCCGCCGGAGGUGGAUCACAUGCAACAAGCGCCAGCCGCAUGAUGGCCGCAGGUGCUGGUGCUGGAAUAGGGCAUGUUGGGCUUGAGAAUGGCAAUAUUCCGCCCCUCCAUCUUCACCUACAUCAUAACCCACUGCAGCAUCAUCCAUUGCCUCACGGUAGCGGCAGCAAUAGCAGGAUACUGCGCGGUCCUGGAGGACCACACCAGCAGCCAGCAUCCUCAUCCGGAGCGGCACCACCACAACUCCAUCAACAAGCGCCUCCAAUGCAAUCUGGUCCAUCCGGCAGUCGACCAUUUAAUGCUGCCUCAAUCGCCCGAAGAACGCCACCGCAUCUGCAACCGUUUGCACCGCGCCCUUCACCCCAGGACGAGAUGAUGGACGUGUAUCCGGAGAUGUCUAUUUCUUAUUGGGAACUAGCAAGGGAACCAAUGCAUUCCUCGCAGCGAAUAGACAUGUCGGAAAAAUAUUUACGAGAACAAAAUCUAGUCAUUGUCCCACCGGAACAACCGAAGUACACCACGCACGAUUGGGAUGCCAACAAUCGGAAGCAAAAUCUGUUCUCCAUCGCCCAACAAGCGUUGGCGGACCGGGUGAUAAGUGAAAGUGAACGCGUCAUCGAUGAAACGAAGCACACGACAAACGCAUGUAAGGACGAGGUGGACUUCCGGCUGCGGGAGCGCAUCGAGGACAUCCAGUUUGGGCGGGACGAGCUACAGCACCAGAAGCGGGAGGCACACAUCGAAGAGGAAGCACUGAAGGUGUACAAACGACGAACGAUCGAUGCGAUCAACACGUUGCGCGAGAUCGCCGUACCGCUCUGCCAGAAGUGUCUGGUGCUCCGAGAGACCCGCGAAGGAUCGGAUCUCGUUAACGAUGGUGUCGAUCGAGAGCUCCGCAAAGAGCUCACCGUAAUGGAAGGUGGUGUAGCGAUGCUGGAGAAGGUCCUGGCAGAAUGCGUGGAGCAGAUACGGAGACUGCGCGCCACAAUCUACCUGCUGGAUCGCGAUCUGGCCGACAAGGAUCGUUCGAUACGGAUCGAUGAGAAGAAUCUGGAGCUGCGCCCAAACCAGAUGGAGAUGAAAGUGUACGCUGGUCGGGUUCCGCUGGAUCCUUAUAACGCCACUGAUGAGGAAUGGAUUAUGGUGACAAAUCGGAACAUCGAAGCGACGGCGAAGGAGAUCAACAGUGCGCAACCGAUGCGCUCCUACAUCGACCAGCUGCUGCGCCAGAUUGCGGAAGACAUCCGCGUUCAGGUCGAGCGUACGAAUGCUGCGUUCCGGCAGCGCAUCGCUGAACUACGCUACACCAAGGUAAAGCUCGAGAACGUCCACAAGGAAACGGUGCGGCAGGUGAACGAGUUGACCCGCACCGUGACGCGGCUGGAGAUCGAGAUCGCCGAGAAGGAGGGUUACGUGGCGCUCGCUCAGACACGCCUCGCCAAUCGGGCCCAACGGCCCGGCAUCGAGCUGUGCCGGGAUAGUGUGUUCGAGGGGUUGAAACGUGAGCUGGCGGAGCUGCGCAGCACGACGGCUAAACUGGACGGUAGCUUGGUCAAAUCGAAAGCCACACUGCGCUACCUGCUCAACACGCAGGUCAUGCAGGAGGAGGAAAUCAACCGCAAGACGGGCUCGUUGCGCACUGACGAGGUCGACUGCAUGACAAUGCGUGAGAGUUUAAAGUUUCAGGAUUUCUAACCGGUGCCGGUGGCCGAUACCGAUGCCGUUGCUCAGCAUGCAGAAAGCAAUAAAGUACGAUCCCAAAUCACCUGUUUGUAA